This is a messenger RNA of Stomoxys calcitrans (stable fly), 3379 nucleotides long. RefSeq lists its product as uncharacterized. Gene Ontology annotation, molecular function: protein binding. Gene Ontology annotation, cellular component: extracellular exosome; motile cilium. Bases 106 to 3297 code for a protein of 1063 amino acids. Gene Ontology annotation, biological process: cilium movement; cilium assembly. Lineage: Eukaryota; Metazoa; Arthropoda; Insecta; Diptera; Muscidae. The record is from RefSeq and is a predicted model, not a curated record. The transcript is spliced from 6 exons.
GUGAAGCAAACUUACCUAAGUUUACUUUGAAAACAAGUAAAAAAAAAAUUGAAUUUUCUUGUGUCACUCUAAUUCAUAUUUUUCAAGACAUCGGAUUCUUCCAUAAUGGGACGAUCUUCGCGAAAACAAUCGGCAAAAAGCAGUGAUGGAGGCGGGGAUCAACCUACACCCACUGCAACAGAUACAGCCACACGCAUUUUUCUAUAUCUUAAAGCGAAGGCUAUCGAAUACCCCAUUGGGGAGGAUGUUUCGGUGGAAAUUGAAUUGAUACAUCCCAAUGUCAUCACCAAACUAUGCGAUCAUUAUACACCAGACAAUGUUAUUCUUUUGGAUGAAUUUAAUGUGGAGAAGCCCACUUUUAGUAUGACCAUCAACCAGAAUGACAUUGAGGUUUGUCAGACACCGCUCUCAUUGGUACUCUAUGAAAAUGUCAUAGAAUCCUUUUGUCGAGACAAUGAAUCUGGUACUGGAGUAAGCAUUAAUAGCCGUGAUAUCAAAGACUUUGAAACACCUACCGAUGAGGUUGAAGAGGAGGAACUGUUGGUAAUCCAUAGAAAUGCCGUAGCCAUGGGUUAUAUUGAUUUGCUGGAGUUUUUCAUCAAAACUAGAUGCCAUUCGCAGUGUACAGUAUUCCUAUAUCCCUUGCCCUCCUCCAGUCACCAUAUAAGCUCUAAAAUGGAAUGGGAGAUCUACUCUUUACAUCCUUUGAUAAAGCAGGCCAACUUUUCCAAUGUUGCCUUUAUCACCUUAACUUCCAUCUAUAAUGUGGAAGACCUUUUGAUGAAUGAUUGUGAGGAUUUAACGGCUCGUUUGUCAUUCGUAGCCAAUACGCCUAAUGAAAUGGGUCAGUAUGAGAAAAUCCCUUUAUGCCAAUUUACUGGUUUCACAAAGCAAGUCAUUGCUGAUCAAAGCCUGGAUUUGAAAUGGGAAACACUUAAAAAUAAGAAAAUUGGCAACGAACAAAGCAUGGGUGUUAACACUCAAACCAAAGUGAACAAACAGAAAUUGUUUCGUAAUCUGUUGUUUACCGAAAAUGUGGAUUUCAAUAUAGCAGAUAUAGAUGCAGCUUUCGAUAUGGCUUUGAUAUGUAACUCCUUGCAUCGUUAUAUAUUAACCUAUGAUAUGGAAAAGACAUUGGAAGAAGUUUUGGCAUUAAACAGGUAUCGCAUGGUGGUCGAGAUAAUUCAGGAAAGGGAUCCUACUGUGGUGCUAUUACAGGGUUUUCUUGAUUUAUCGGUUAUGAUGUAUCCUCAAGUUUCCAAUUGCAGUUUUGCCAUUGAGUUGAGACCGCCGGGAUACAAAAAACCUACAUUGACCCCCACUACGCAUAAAGAUAGGACCACGCCAAAGCAAAAAAUGAGUAAAAAAGGAAAACGCACAGAUUCCAUAACCACAGUGGAAACAACAACAAGAACAACCACAUCAACCUUGAAGGAAAAAUUUCCUUUUGCCAUCAUCCAAAUAUGUUUGGACAAACCCAUAACAGAUCCAAUACAGGAUAUUAUAGAAGUUGCCAAACCAUCAUUGUAUCAUCGGCAACUGUUUAAAUGUCCCCGCAAACAACGGCAAAAGAAGUAUGCCCUAGAAACCCCAAUGGAAAUUAUUCGUGAGGAUAGCUAUAGGGCAUUUGAGGACACCAUACUGGGCAUGGUCUUGUAUAUACUACAAAAUAACAUUCAAUCUGCCCAUGAAGACAAACAGUUCUAUUGCUCCCAGUUGGGCAAUAUUACCAAUAGAAUACUGCGUUUGGUGGCAUGUGACUUUAAUAGGCGCCAGCAGACCAAUACGAAUCUUGAAUUUACGAAACUUAUGACUCUGGUUUAUAAGGAACUAUCACAGCUUGUCUAUGAUAUUGUAAUGAAAUACAAUUCCCCAGAUUCUGGUAAUGGCAUUUCUGCCGAACAACAGCUCCAAAGUACCAUUAUAAGCCACAUUAAUAUUGCCAAAUAUCAAUUUGAACUGGGAAACUUGGAGAUGGGUAACUAUGUUAUUGCCAAGUUGCAGGAGCAAUACUCAAACAAUGUGAUGUUGAAAUUCUAUAUGUUUCUCUAUGACAUGGAACGCCAGAACUUUGAGGCAGCCAAACUUUAUUUAGAUAAACCCUACAGGGAGAAGUAUUCCGAAGCCCUGGUAUAUAUCAAUAUUAUAGACUUAUACAUUACCUAUAAACAGCAGCAAAGUGAUUCCGAGCAAGUCAACUCUGCCAAGGAAAAUCUACUUCAUAGCCUUAGUCAACAUUGCGAGGCGAAUUUUCAGGACAUUUCAACUUGGAUUUUACUCUAUUGCCUGUAUAAGCAAAACAAAUAUUUUCCCGGCAUGGAGUAUUGCCGUUGGAAUUUUGAAAAUUUAUUGAAUAAUGUUUGCUGGGUUAUGCCUGCAAUGCCACAAAGUCGUUGGGACAUGUAUAUGCCGCAUAAAAUUGAAUUCAAAUCGAAAAGGUCACAAAAUUUCUAUAUAGUAACCAACCUAUUUUUAAAAUUGGGGCUUUAUGAAUUUGCCCAAUGGAUUUUUGAUGAAAUAUCACCAGAGGCAAUGGAGUUGGAGAAAUACUUCAUAAACAACACACUCAAAAUCUUGAUGAAUAAAUUGGAAAAGAAAUUCAAUAUAAAAAACUUUCCAACGGAAAAGUUUUUGAAUUCUAAGCAAAUGGUAGGUGUGGAUGGCGCCUUGGUAGCCGAGUUGGUAGGAUGCUCGGACUGCCAGUGCGGGGCCGGUGGCUUCGAUUCCCACCAGAGGCCAUGGUCUGCCGCUACUGAGUCUAGUGCUACCUUAUCUCAAGUUAAUGGAAAUUUGGAAUAUGCCCGCAAUGCAUUGUCGGAAUCGGCCAUGAAAUAUUAUUCCCAAAUAUGUGAACUAGAAAGUUUGGAAACUUGCGAGCUUUACAAUUUGGGCAUUCUGCGCUAUGCUUAUCAUUUGAUGGCUGCAAAGGAAUAUGCCAAAGCCAAGGAUGUUUUCUCCUUGUGCUGUUAUAGCACAAAGGGAAUUGGUAUUGUGGCAGCUAUUGGCAAAGGAAAAGCGUGUUAUAGGCUCAACGAUUUGGACGAAGCUGAAAAGUCGUUUGCCCAGGCUACCCAUUGCGACAUGUACCUUCCCAACAUAUGGGCCUAUUUGGCACUCAUAAAUUUGAGAAAAGGGGAGAACUACCAAGCUUUGGAAUGUUGGAAAUAUGCUCGCCUAAAUCCAAAGGAAGAAAUACAUGCUGAGAUUUUACAUGAGUUGAAGUCCAUAAACUAUGAGAAUAUUGAUUUGUUUGUAGAUGCGCCCGAUUUUAGGAUGGAGUGUACCAUGAAACAUUAAAGCCGAUUAAUACAUUCAUAAAAAUUUGUUUGUCAUAUAUUUUCUUAAUAAAUUUACAAAAUAAUUCUAUACAGCUAACCGA